This is a messenger RNA of Phytophthora sojae, 450 nucleotides long. RefSeq lists its product as hypothetical. The record is from RefSeq and is a predicted model, not a curated record. NCBI's taxonomy places the organism in Eukaryota, Oomycota, Peronosporomycetes, Peronosporales, Peronosporaceae. The coding region runs from base 1 to 450 and encodes 149 amino acids. The transcript has a single exon.
AUGGAGCACGAUCGGGUUCGGCUAUGCAGGCCGCAACAUCUAGAACGCAGCGAAAAGUUUACGAAGGCUCUCAACGAGAUCACAGCGAUUCUCACAGAAAGUUUAGGCCAUUCUGGCGUAGCCAUCACGAUCCCUUUGAGGGUUCAUUUUGUGGAUUUAGGUGGUUCCGCUAACGAUUACGUUGAAGCACUUUUGGUCAUUAAAGAGGCUGAACGGGAGAUUGAAACGCGCUGGUCAAACUACGUUCCCAAAGAAAACGAAGCCAAUCAAGUCGUUACAUUCCGAUUUGUGCCGGAGCCGAUGGUUGUGGGCAUUCGCUAUGCUGACAUGACCUUGGAGUUGGUAAACGCAGUCGAGAACUUGGUAUUCGCUGGCGUGUGCUUCACUCAAUUUGCUGAAAAUCUAGGCAUGGAUCUGGAGGAUGCAUAUGCUUCUGUGGAAGCUACCUGA